AUACUACGCAUUAUGCAUGGUAAAUAGCAAAUACUAUAUAUAACAUACAGUUGUAGUUGUAGGCUUGUAGCCUCGAGAUAUAAAAUAGCUGGUGUGACAAGGGGUACAGAAGUAUACCAUUAAAAAAAGAAGCCUUCUCCUACAGGAUGUCAGUACACAGUAACAUGCCGUAGCCCAGGGACACCAUUCGUUUGCAUGCAUCACAUGGCCAACCUAAGCAGCGCAAAGGACAGGGUUCCAACUAAUCAUUCAUGCCCAUAUCAUUUGCUUGCUUAAUCUUUCUCAUCUCAUGUGUCUUGCCCCCUUGCAUCAAUAAUCAACACUGCAUCUAGCUAGUGUGAUGACACAGCUUCUAUCUAAUCCUUUCACUUAAACUGCUAAACAAAUAGGCAACUUGGUUGAGGAGAUCUAAAAUGCUGCUGGCCUUGUAGUAGUAGUGUUCGACUUUGACCGCAACUGCACGCACCUAAUCAAGAUUCUUAUACUUGUUACAACCAGAACAUCCAUUGUGAUAUUAUUCUAUCUCCACAUGUGAUGUUUAACUAAGGCAAAUUCCAGCUUAGCUUGUUGGCGUUGCCCACCAUGUUGCUACAAUCAUAUGAUAGAUGAUACCGAUUCAUCUCUUGGGAUCCCCAUGUCUGAUAUGAUCCUGAGCGUUGGUUAAUCCCCACUAGUUUGAUCUCAACCGUUGAUUGCCUAACCAAACGACCUGCCUAUGCUUGUAACAAAUCCUUAUAAAGACUGCCCAUACGCAGGGGAUGUAAUGAAAGUGAGGUGUCUGGGGUUGCAGCAACAAGCCUCUGCCCUGAGGUGGCAUUAGGAUGGGGCACAUUGCUGAGCCUACCGGCACUGUGGUGAUUGGCUGCAAAGUGCUGCCGAUCUUCAACGAGCAUGGCAUUGUUGACAGUGCAAUGAAGAAGAUGGUGCAUAGGAUUGACGGCAAGAAGGCAGUUGCGCGGGUUAAGGAGCUUCUGAAACGGGCUGCCCAGGCCAGGCCUCACAGCGCCACUGUCAGUGGAAAGAAAUGGAAGAAGGUUCUGAGCUUCCACGCAAGGGACAGCGCUGCAGCCACAACAGCCUCCAAGGGAGCGCGGCAACAGCAACAGAAGCAGCAGCAGCAGGUGGCUAGCGACGAGAUAAGCUGCAGCUCGGGCAAGCUGAGCUUCAAGUGGGACGUGGGCAGCUGCUCCUCGUCAUCGUCAGUUGCGUAUUCGCCGCUGUCGUUGAUGUCAGCGCCGGCAAAGGCCUCGGAGCAGACACUGCUGACGCCGUUGAGGAAAGACUACUGCAUGUCAAGGCUGUCGUCCAUGAGCCAGCAGAGUAUGUUGUACGGCGGCAGCAGCCCAAAGAGCUUGAAGAACAUGGAAGCAGAGGAAGAGGAGGCGGCCUGCAGCUGCAGGACGGCGCAGUGGAUCACCACCGAUUCAGACUUUGUUGUGUUGGAGCUGUAAGAUAAUGCUCAUCAAGACUAUCAAUUAAGCAAUAUGUGAGCAGAGACGGCAGAUGCAACACAUUUGGUUGCUUAGUUCAGCAGCAGCAAGCAUCUGGCUUUUCUGCUGUCCUGAUUCUGAAGAAGGAAGGAUGGAUGGAUAUGGAUUGAUUCAACGGCGGGCAGUGCAGUGCUGAAUCCUUUGGUUUUGCUGCUCCAUUUCCCAACGUGGCGUCUAGUACUAGUACUCAGCUAAUCUAAUGAAUAUAUAGUUACCUUGCCAAUUAAUUGAGGAAUUAAUUGCAACAUAAUAACCCGGCCGGCUCUAUCCUGUUCAUUCUGACUGACGGAUACCACCUUGGUUCUGUAUGUACGUAUGUCCUUGGUACCACCUUGGUUCUGUAUUUCCAGGGACGACGAAAUCGAAAUUGAUGAGAUGGUUGGUUUGGUUGGGGGCGUGUGACUGUAUGCCUUGCUCA
Messenger RNA from Sorghum bicolor (sorghum), 1908 nucleotides. RefSeq lists its product as uncharacterized. Lineage: Eukaryota; Viridiplantae; Streptophyta; Magnoliopsida; Poales; Poaceae. Bases 822 to 1451 code for a protein of 209 amino acids. The record is from RefSeq and is a predicted model, not a curated record. The transcript is spliced from 3 exons.